AUGGUCGAGAAUGAUGAAAACAAUAUUUUUACCAACAGUCAUCUUGAAAGAAUCGUGUCACACUUGUACGAAUGGAUGGUGAUUCAAGUUGAGGAUGUAUCAGUGGAAGAGUGGACUGAUAGCGACUACUGUACAGACAAUCAAGGUAGUAUAUUCAACAUAAAUAGCGAGGAAGAACGUGACCUUGGUAUCCUCAAGACAGACUUUGAUCAACAAAUUCCAGCCGAUUCGAAUUUUGAACGAUUCGUUGGGUCGAUUGGUAACCAUGUCGAAAUACAACAAUCCAUUUACGAUCAAUUCUCCAUCCUAGUAAACUCUCAAAAAUGGAAUGAAAGAUAUGCUAGUUUGAUUGCUUUGUCUAAAUUUACUAGAUUUAUCAUUGAUAUUGUUACGCAACAACUUCCAUUUAUUUUAAAUUCAAUAUUUAAAUUAGUUGAAGAUGAAAAUAUAAGAAUCAGAUGGGCAUCAUUACAAUGUUUAAUUCAAUUAUUUAUACAUAUGCAAGAGAUGAUUGGUUCAAAAGAAAAGGUAUACCAAGUUUUGAUCAAAUCAAUUUAUGAUCCAAAUGAACGCAUACAAAUUAGUUGUUGGUUGUUACUUCAAACAAUGACAAAUGUAUUGGAAGCAGAUAUGAUAGCAGAUACUGAUUUGCAAGUAUUAUCAAGUUUGUUUGAAAAACUUUUACAAUCACAAAAGUUAUAUGUCGUUGAAAGUGCAUUACCUUCAUUCAUGUCUCUUGUUUCUAUUGCUAAAGAAAGAUUAAACCCUUAUUUUGGAAAUAUUAUUCCAAUACUAUUAUCAGUGUUGGAAAAACAUCAAAGUAUUGGAACAAAAGAAUCAAGAGUAUUCAGGUGUCGUGCAGUUAAAGCAUUUGCUUUGUGUGGUUUGGUGGUUGACAAUAAUACAUUUUCAACAUACUUGAACAAGUUUAUGAUGUUUGUUAAAAAGAAUCAAGGUUCGGUUGAUUUAGCAGUUGAUAUUACAAGAGCAUCAUAUUCAUUUAUUCAAACGGUUGGUAAUGAGUUUGCAGUUUAUUCACCAAUGAUUGUCAGGAUGGCUGUCAAUGUACUAGAGAUACCACUACCCGACCAAGAACAAGACAUGCGUGCAUCGUCACGACAUAAUGUCAAGAAAAUAAUGUCGACCCUCACAGGAUUGAACAACCUUAUUCAGAUUUGUAUUGAUUAG
Molecule: messenger RNA, 1188 nt
Organism: Cavenderia fasciculata
Lineage: Eukaryota; Evosea; Eumycetozoa; Acytosteliales; Cavenderiaceae
Exons: 3
Coding region: 1-1188 (395 amino acids)
Biological process (GO): protein import into nucleus
Cellular component (GO): nucleus; cytoplasm
Molecular function (GO): nuclear import signal receptor activity
Source: RefSeq, a predicted model, not a curated record